AUCGGAUUCUCGUUGCUUUUUUGCCCUGAAGAAGCCUCCUAGGAUUGUCCGCUUCAUGGUUGCCAUAGCUCGAGACUGCAGUUGUCAUUGAUCCGCUGCCAGCCACUCAUAGUACAGGAAUAAAUUUGCCAAGAUGAUGUGCGAGGUGAUGCCCACCAUCAGCGAGGACACGGCGCUGAGUCAGCGCGGCUCUCAGAGCAGCGCCUCAGAUCCGGACUCCCACUUUGAGCAGCUGAUGGUCAACAUGCUGGAUGAGAGGGAUCGACUCCUGGACACGCUUAGGGAAACCCAGGAGAGCCUCGGCCUGGCCCAGCAGCACCUACAGGACGUCAUAUACGACCGUGAUUCUCUGCAGCGCCAGCUCAGCUCUGCCCUGCCACAGGAGUUCGCUGCGCUGACCAAAGAGCUGAACGCCUGCCGAGAGCAGCUGUUAGAGAAGGAGGAGGAGAUCUCUGAGCUCAAAGCUGAGAGGAACAACACCAGGCUACUCUUGGAGCAUCUGGAGUGUUUGGUGUCCCGACAUGAGCGUUCUCUUCGUAUGACCGUGGUUAAACGGCAGGCUCAGUCUCCCUCUGGAGUCUCCAGUGAAGUCGAGGUCCUAAAAGCACUCAAGUCCUUGUUUGAACACCAUAAAGCCCUCGAUGAGAAGGUAAGAGAGAGACUACGGGUGUCACUAGAGAGGGUUUCCGCCUUGGAGGAGGAGCUUACAGCAGCCAAUCAGGAGAUUGUGGCCUUACGGGAACAAAAUGCUCACAUUCAAAGAAAAGUGGCAUCUGGAGAGGGAGGAGAGGACUUACUGGAGGGAACAGAGGCUCAACAGAAGGUCCACGGCAAGCGCCUCUCCAACGGCUCUCUGGAGUCGGCCCACGAGGCGAGCCAGGUUGUGGAGCUUCAGGACCUGCUGGAGAAGCAGAACUACGAGCUAGCCCAGAUGAAGGAGCGCAUGUCCUCACUUUCCUCCCGCGUCUCCGAGGUGGAGCAGGAGCUGGAGACUGCCCGCAAGGACCUCAUCAAGUCCGAGGAGAUGAACAACAAGUACCAGAGGGACAUCAAAGAGGCCAUGUGUCAGAAGGAGGACAUGGAGGAGCGGAUCGUAACGUUGGAAAAACGCUACCUGAGUGCUCAGCGAGAGUCCACAUCAGUGCACGACAUCAACGACAAACUGGAGAAUGAGCUGGCCAAUAAGGAGGCGUUCCUCAGACAGAUGGAGGAGAAGAACAGACAGCUACAGGAGAGGCUGGAGCUAGCGGAGCAGAAGCUGCAGCAGACCAUGAGGAAGGCUGAGACGCUGCCUGAAGUGGAGGCUGAACUCGCUCAGAGGAUAGCAGCUCUAACAAAGUCUGACUCCAGCUCCUCUUCCUCCCCCGAUGAUUAUCACUUUGUUAUGGAAGCUAAACUCCAAGACAUGAACUCCAUUCUUAGGAAGGCGGAGGAGCGUCACGGGAGCAUUGAGGAGCGAAUGAGGCACUUGGAGUGCCAGCUGGAGGAGAAGAACCAGGAGCUGCUGCGGGCUCGACAGAGAGAAAAGAUGAAUGAAGAGCACAACAAGCGACUCUCAGACACAGUGGACAGACUCCUCACCGAGUCCAACGAGAGGCUUCAGCUCCAUCUGAAGGAGAGGAUGGCAGCUCUGGAAGAGAAGAAUUUAUUAAUCCAAGAUUCUGAAAGCUACAGAAAACAGUAUGAGGAGUCCAUUCAUGAAAAAUCACAACUUGCAGAAGAGAUUGACAAACUGAGAUCAGAGCUCGACCAGUUCAGACUGAGGGCAGGCUCCCUCACAGAACCCACCCUGUCAAGGUCUCAUCUGGACACGUCAGCCGAGCUCAGAUUCUCGUUGGGAUCUCUGGCUGAAACCCAGUCGGAUCACUACCGCUCAGCCAAGGUCAUCCGCCGGCCGAGGAGAGGUCGGAUGGGUCUGCGAGAACCCAAGGCUAAAUCUUUAGGGGAGCAUGAAUGGCGUUCACAGCAGCUUGGGGUGCUUGGAGGUCACCACUUCGAGAGCGACACGGAGAUGUCAGACAUCGACGAUGACGACAGGGAAACUUUGUUCAGCUCCAUGGAUCUGCUGUCACCCAGUGGCCACUCCGACGCACAAACUCUGGCCAUGAUGCUGCAGGAGCAACUGGACGCCAUCAACAAGGAGAUUCGGCUCAUCCAGGAGGAGAAGGAGUCAACGGAGCUACGGGCAGAGGAGAUAGAAAACCGUGUAGCCAGCGUCAGCCUAGAGGGACUCAACCUGGCUCGAAUGCACCACCAUGGAGCCUCCAUCACUGCCUCAGCCACCGCCUCCUCCCUUGCCUCCUCCUCCCCACCUAGCGGACACUCCACUCCAAAGCUUGAUCCUCGAAGUCCGGCACGGGACAUGGAGCGCAUGGGUGUUAUGACACUGCCCAGCGACCUGAGGAAACACAGGAGAAAGAUAGCAGCGGUGGAUGAAGACGGCCGUGAAGACAAGGCCACCAUCAAGUGCGAGACUUCCCCUCCUCCCACGCCGCGCACCGUCCGAAUGACACACACACUGCCAGCCUCAUCACACAACGAUGCACGGGGGAUUGUGGCCUCUCUGGAGGCUGAGGCAAGCGCUCUGAGCAGCGUAGCCAGCAGCUCGGAUUCGCUCCACAAACAGCCGAAGAAGAAGGGAAUCAAAUCCUCUAUUGGACGGCUUUUUGGAAAGAAGGAGAAAGGCAGACUGGCGCAUCUAGGACACAGACAGGUCAUGGUGGAUCCACAAGCGACCAUGAUGGACCCAGACAUGGCUGGCCAGGACAUGGGUGUGGGCAAGCUGGGAACUCAGGCUGAGAAGGACCGCAGGUUGAAAAAGAACGGACACGAGCUAUUGGAGGAGGCCCGGAGAAAGGGUUUACCUUUCGCCCAAUGGGAUGGUCCCACUGUGGUAGCCUGGCUAGAGCUGUGGCUGGGAAUGCCGGCCUGGUAUGUGGCGGCGUGUCGUGCCAAUGUGAAGAGUGGAGCCAUCAUGUCGGCCCUCUCUGACACAGAGAUCCAGAGGGAGAUCGGUAUCAGUAACCCUCUGCACCGGCUCAAACUCCGCUUGGCUAUCCAGGAAAUGGUUUCGCUCACCAGCCCCUCGGCCCCGCCGACCUCCAGAACCCCGUCAGGCAAUGUGUGGGUGACCCAUGAGGAGAUGGAGACCCUGGCAGCCCCUUCCAAAACGAAGUCACAGUCUGAAGAGGGCAGCUGGGCACAGACUCUAGCUUAUGGCGACAUGAACCACGAGUGGAUCGGGAACGAGUGGCUGCCCAGUCUAGGACUACCUCAGUACCGCAGCUACUUCAUGGAGUGCCUGGUGGACGCUCGUAUGCUGGACCACCUCACCAAGAAGGACCUGAGGGUGCACCUUAAAAUGGUGGACAGCUUCCACAGAACAAGUUUACAGUAUGGAAUCAUGUGUCUAAAGAAGCUCAACUAUGAUAGGAAAGAACUGGAGAGACGCCGGGAGCAAAGUCAACAUGAAAUGAGAGACGUACUGGUUUGGAGUAAUGAGCGGGUCAUCCGCUGGGUGCAGAGUAUAGGUCUGAGGGACUACGCUAACAUCCUGUUGGAGAGCGGCGUGCACGGAGCUCUGGUCGCCUUAGACGACAACUUUGACUACAGCAGUCUGGCUCUGCUCCUCCAGAUCCCCAACCAAAACACUCAGGCACGUCAGAUUCUGGAGCGAGAGUACAAUAAUCUGCUGGCUCUGGGCACUGACAGGAGACUGGAUGAGUGUGACGAUAAAGACUUCAGAGGUCCAUCAUGGAGGAGGCAGUUCCCUCCCCGGGACGUUCACGGUAUCAGUAUGAUGCCCGGGUCAGCGGAGACGCUCCCCGCUGGAUUCCGUCUCACUGCAACGUCCGGUCACUCCAGAAGACUGCCCCCUGAUGUCGGACCCUCUGCAGUGCAGCGGCUGGACAGCUCCACGGUGAGAACCUAUUCCUGCUGAGAGGAGGAGGACAGGCCCCCUUAAACUGUACGCUGUACAGUUCUGAAUGGAGAUAAACGGGUGAGCUGCUGGAUGGGCCAACCUGCUGAGGAACAAACACGCACUGCCAAGAAGCCCUGCUCCCCUCCCCGUCUCCCCCCUCCGUCUCCUCCUCAUGUGGGCACCAGGUGCCGGUGCUAAACUGUCCUGCAGGCCUCCCUGUUGUCACCAUUUAUACCUUUUACAUGUACAGUAACUUGUCAAAAAAGCAUAACGUACUGUGUAAUUUCUUCUACAGGAGAUGUGUAGGUUAUCUGUACAUAAAUAUGCCAUUUUUUAAUAUAUACACACAUCUAUGUAUAAAAAAAUAUUCAGAGUUUGUGCAAAAAAAUGUCCCUGCCACCUCAUUUAGUGGACCAUAGAUUAAUAUAUGCUGCUCUUAAACUGUCUCCAUAUAACCCGCUCCCCUCUAGAUCAUUUUGUACAUAUGGUUUUAUUUUUUCAUUGUGCUGAAAAUAACGACGAUGAUCCACAGAGAGAGAAAGAGAUGGAUGCUGUGUGAAAUCCUGCCCUCUAGUGGUGCACAAAGAAACCCCUCCAAGCCCUGAGUCUUCAUCCUUUCUCAUGGAGGAUUUAAAGAGGACACACUGGAAACAACAAGACAAGCACUUUGAUACAACCGCAUCAACUCAACGGACUCUUCAGUAGCCAAGGACGAGUAAAGAGACGUCCCAAGUUGCACAAAAAAAGCAGGACGCCUUCGCCCGUAGAACCCGUCCGUCACCCGUCGUACUGUAUGUUUGUGUCAGGCGAAAAACACAAAAAGACAACUUACUCACUCAGCCGAGCUGGCCUUCUCCCCUCCGACGACACCGUUACCAGACCAGGAAAUAACUGAAAGACAGACCGCUUUAGCUCCUAGUGUGUAGAGUGUAUAUGACCAUGUUGAAGUGAGGUGACUUUAAAGACAAACCUGUUGCUUGCUGUGACUUUACACUGGUGUAUCUGUUAACUCUUUACUUUCUGUCAGAGUGUCCGGAGUCUUGGCUCUGUUUUUUUCUGUCUUUGAGUUAUUUCUGAUGGACGACUCAAACAAAGUCUUACGCUGUUUUUUUCUUUAUGUUUGUUUUUACAUCUUCAAU
Molecule: messenger RNA, 5061 nt
Organism: Cheilinus undulatus (humphead wrasse)
Lineage: Eukaryota; Metazoa; Chordata; Actinopteri; Labriformes; Labridae
Gene: ppfia2
Product: PTPRF interacting protein alpha 2
Exons: 33
Coding region: 134-3940 (1268 amino acids)
Biological process (GO): synapse organization
Cellular component (GO): presynaptic active zone
Molecular function (GO): protein binding
Source: RefSeq, a predicted model, not a curated record